GAGGGCAGAGAGAGGAAACCCUAAUAAAUACUCUAAAAUCGUUUAGCUCUCGCUUCUCUCUUCACUGCUCUCUUAUUUCUCCAUUAUCUUCGAGAAAAAUCUCAGCCGUCUUGUUCAGAUCACCGCAGAUUAUCUCUUUAGCGCUGUUUUUCUGCUCUGCGAAAUUCUUAACUACUUGUUCAGGAGUGUACAACAAUGGUGUUCUGGGUUUUCGGCUAUGGCUCCCUGGUGUGGAACCCUGGAUUUGACUAUGAUGAGAAAGUGAUCGGCUUCAUCAGAGAUUACAGGCGUGUAUUUGAUCUCGCCUGCAUUGAUCACAGAGGUACACCUGAACACCCAGCGAGAACCUGCACGCUGGAGUACAUUGAAGGAUCCAUAUGCUGGGGUGCUGCUUACUGUGUUCGUGGGGGCCCUGAAAAGGAAAUGUUGGCAAUGGAGUAUUUGGAGAGGAGAGAAUGUGAAUAUGAUCAAAAGAGCAUUGUGGAUUUUUAUGAGGAAGGUGAACCCUUGCAACCUGCUUUAAAAGGAGUUAUAGUAUUCACAUCCACCCCUGACAAAGUAUCCAACAAAUACUAUUUGGGACCUGCCCCAUUGGAAGAUAUGGCCCGACAAAUUGCCACUGCAUUUGGACCCUGUGGAAACAAUAGAGACUACCUUUUCUGGCUAGAGAAAGCCAUGUUUGAUAUUGGUCAUGAAGAUGACAUGGUGAUAGAAUUGGCAAACGAAGUUAGGAAGGUGCUUGGGAUUGUUGGGAAGAAGACGUUGGCCGGCUGUCCCCACAUCUCUCUCAAGUCCGAUGUGCCAGCCUUGAUUCCGGAAGCUAUUGCCAUGGAUUUGUAACGUUAGAAGGCUAAUAACUGAGGGAGGAAGAAGACGUAACCCAACUAAUGCAAUAGCUGAAUCUUACACCAGCUUGUUUUAUUCUUCUUCUUUAUUUCAAUUUUCCCCACAAGAUGACAUGUUUUCCCUUCAUUGACAGUGCAAUUUUAACCUUAGCUUAUUUAGAAUGAGAGCCCUUGAAGUUAGUCAAAUGACCAACAGCAUGUAACAGUUCUGCUCCUAGAGUUUGAAUUCCUUUUCAUUUGUCAUCGUUCUUUUUGUAUUUUCAGCAUUUCCAUGGUAGGGUGGUCUCUACGAAGUCCGUAUCUAAUUAUUGGGGUUGUGGGUGUGUGACUGUGUAGAUAUAUAUUCUACUUAUUUGUUCAAGAUGCCACAUAAAAUCAAGUUCAUACUUUAUAGAUA
Tripterygium wilfordii is the source of this 1242-nucleotide messenger RNA. RefSeq names its product gamma-glutamylcyclotransferase 2-2-like. Gene Ontology annotation, molecular function: gamma-glutamylcyclotransferase activity; glutathione specific gamma-glutamylcyclotransferase activity. NCBI's taxonomy places the organism in Eukaryota, Viridiplantae, Streptophyta, Magnoliopsida, Celastrales, Celastraceae. Gene Ontology annotation, cellular component: cytoplasm. Gene Ontology annotation, biological process: glutathione catabolic process. The record is from RefSeq and is a predicted model, not a curated record.